Messenger RNA from Sorghum bicolor (sorghum), 2980 nucleotides. RefSeq lists its product as uncharacterized. Bases 121 to 1818 code for a protein of 565 amino acids. NCBI's taxonomy places the organism in Eukaryota, Viridiplantae, Streptophyta, Magnoliopsida, Poales, Poaceae. The transcript is spliced from 3 exons. The record is from RefSeq and is a predicted model, not a curated record.
GUGUGUCUAUGUUAGCAUAUAUAUAUGCAAUAGUAAUAACCAGCACGCAGAGCAGUAGGCAGAUGAGUGCAAGGUGUACACCAUCGUCCUACGUCGUCGUCGUAUAGAGUCAAGUCGAUCAUGGCGCAAGAAGAACAAGGCGAAGGUGAUAUAGAGGCGCCAAAAAUCCAAGAGGAAUCUGAUGGCAAUGGUAUUGUCGCCUCCGUCGCAUUCCCUACUAUCAAGGAGGUUACAAGGGAAUCACGAGCCCUCAACUCUGAUAGCAAUUGUAUUGUUACCACCGUCGCAUUCCCUACUAUCAAGAAGAUCACACGGGAAUCACGAGCCCUCAACUCUGGUAGAUACGAGCCAUGCCAUGUGUGGAUCGGCCCGUACUACGACCCCCGAGAUUCCUCCUCCUCCUCCUCCCAACUGCGCAGCAGGAUGGACGAUGGGCGGGAAUAUCUCCAACUACUCAUAAUAGUUGCUGCUAAUAAACCGCCAGCAGAGGGACGAACAAACGAUUUGGAAAACGCUUUGGUUAUGGAAAUUAGUAAACAGCUUGAUGCUGCCUCCCCGGGGCACUACGACUACACGGAGAAGAGCUGCUGGACCGGUGAUCGGGAGGACUUGGCACGGAUGCUCUUAUUUGAUGGGUGCUACCUCCUCACUGAGUACGUCAGUGCAAAGACGCUGCAGCAGCAGUACCAGAGUGCACAUGCACCACCGGGGUCAUCAAAGGGACAGGGACAGGGACGGAUGAGACAGGGAGAAGGCUCGAGCUCGAGUGGCAGUGACGACAAUAAGGAUGCCAGCAAUGCCCUGGUGGUGCGGGACACCUGGUACAUAUUGCAGAAUCAGAUUCCGUUCUUGGUGCUUGAGGAGAUCUUCAAGCAGGUAACCGGAUGCGCCACCGCCGAAUAUGCUCGCAGGGACAUCAUCAGCCGUGCGCAUCUCCUGUUGGAUAAGCACAGGAUGUGCAUCAGCCCUAGCCACCCCGCCGCUUCCAAGCUUCUGGUGGUGGAUGAUCCACCUCAGAAUCAGACUACUGCUGCUAUAUUCCAUCUCCUGCACCUGCUGCACAAAUUGUUGAAACCACAUAAUAAAAAACCACCUGCAGGAUCAGGAUCGGGAUCGGGAUCAUCAGAGCCCGAAUCCGAGAUGAGGAAGAGCGACAGAAGAGCUCAAGGCCAGUGGCACCGGGCCACAGACUACCGGAUGUACGCCAACGUCGAGUUCAAGGGAAGAGACCUUGGGGACGACGACGACGACAGUGAUGCUGAUGCUGAUGCUGUGCUCUCUGUGCUCGACGUGCGCAUCAAGGGACGCAACGUCAUUAUCCCUUGCCUGCGCAUCGACGGGGACACCUGGACGAUCCUGCUCAACCUGAUGGCGCUGGAGGGGCAGCACCCACGGCUGCUGGGCACCUACGUCACGGCUUACUGUCUCUUCAUGUCGCAGAUAGCCUGCACCAAAGAGGAUGUGGAGCUCCUGGAGGCCAAAGGCGUCAUCGACAGACACCUAAGCACGCCGGAGAGUGUCGCGGCGGACUUCUCCAGACUCUGCGAUGCCGUCGUCUUGGACAGGAGCAACAGCAAAUCAAACUACCUCAAGCCCAUCUGGCAGCAUCUGGACAAACGCUACACAAGUCGAAAGCACAAUGUUCUAUCAUGGAUCCGUCUCAAUUACUUAACUUGCAGGAAUAUAUCGGUUCUCCUCGGGGUUUUCUCAGCUAUCAUUCUUCUUGGCGCUGGACUGCUCAGUGCAGUCUACCAAGUUCUCUCGUAUUAUCACCCACAGAAUGUCGCACCGGCACCACACCACAUGGGUACAAACUAGCUUAUUACUACUCUAUAUUCCAAAUUAUAAGAUGUUUUAGUUUUUCUAGAUGCAUUGUUUUAUUAUGUACCUAAACAUUAGUAUAUAUCUAAAUAUAUAUUAGCAAAAGCUAUGUAUCUAGAAAAAUCAAAACGUCUUAUAAAUAAUUUGAAACAGAGGGAGCAUUUUCCAAGCAAUAUCAUAUCAUGCACCUUUUAUUUUAUCCUAAGAUGUAAUAUGUAAGCGGGACUGGUGUGUGUUAUUACCUCUGACCAAUAUUGUGAUUUCAUGCACCUUUUAUUCUAUUCUGAUAUGUAGUAACUAGUAAGUGACACCAAUAUAUUGUGAUUUCAUGCACCUCUUAUUUUAUUCUAAUAACUAGAUUUAUGCCCGUGCAUUGCUAUGAGACAAAUAAACUUUUAUACUAAAAUAACAAAUAUUAUAAAAUUAAAUACCGACGUUAAACUAACAUUUAAUUCAAAAAGUAAAGUUCGUGAAAGCGCGGUGUUGCAGGCUCACAAACUCUACAUUAGAGCUAGCAUGCCAUUUUUCUAUUGGUUCACCAUUAGAAAUAACUUUUUUUUUCUUUUCAUCUUGUGUAGCAAGGUUUUUAUCUUUUUAUCCAAUAUAGCAUAUCCUGACAGGGAAAAGAAUAGACACCGAUAGAAAAUAUUUUUCCUGACAACUAUUAAUAUAACACCAAUAGGAAAUCUUUUACUCUUACAGUGCAAUCACUAGGUUUACUAUAAAUCAUUGAGCUUUGGGUUUGAAACACACAACCCAAAAAAUAAGAACAAGCACAUGUGCACACAUAUAUGUUGCAACAAACCACUACCACAAUCUCGAAUUGCCUUGAGUGCCAAAAACCGCCAAGAAAAGGGGUUAAACCACCAAGGAAAUAAUUCUUGACCACAAACCGUCAAGCAAACACACUCAAGGAUAGAAGCUAAGGGAAAUUAGUUUUCUUGGCGGUUCUAACACUCAAGGAAAGGCACGCCACGGAGGAAAGGCAACUAUUUAGUUCAGCUUUAAGGUUGGACAUGCACAUAUUUCAUAGUAGAAAUUUAUGCCAAGGUGUGGCAGACAUAUUCUCCACCACAAGUCUUCGAUGACACCACAGCUAAGUGGCUGGUGUGCGCUAUGAACCAAACAAUCUCUAUAUAAAUAUGCCAUUGAUGCUAUU